UCAGCUCUCUCUGACAGACAGCGUGGAAAGAUGGUGCUCGAUCUGGACCAGUUUCGCACAGACAAGGGUGGAGACCCAGAAGUCAUCCGCGAGACCCAAAGGAAGAGAUUUAAAGAUGUAACACUCGUUGAUAAACUGGUGGCCGCAGAUACAGAGUGGAGAAAAUGUCGCUUCACUGCAGACAACCUGAAUAAAGCAAAGAACCUCUGCAGCAAGAGCAUUGGGGAGAAAAUGAAGAGGAAGGAACCCGUCGGGGAGGACGAGUCUGUACCUGAAGAAACACAGAACCUGGAGUCCCUAACAGCUGAAGCACUAUCGGCCCUGACGGUAACCCAGAUCAAGAAGGUGCGUUUGUUGGUGGACGAGGCGGUGGAGAAAUGUGACGGUGAGAGGAUAAAACUGGAGGCAGAACGCUUCGAGUACCUGAGGGAGAUCGGCAACCUCCUCCACCCCUCUGUACCCAUCAGCAAUGAUGAGGAUGCAGACAACAAGGUGGAGCGUACCUGGGGCGACUGCAGCGUCCAGAAGAAGUACUCCCACGUUGACCUGGUGGUGAUGAUCGAUGGCUUUGAGGGAGAGAAGGGAGCUAUUGUGGCUGGGAGCAGAGGGUACUUUCUGAAGGGACCGCUGGUGUUCCUGGAGCAGGCUCUGAUCAAUUACGCCUUAAGGAUCCUCUACAGCAAGAAGUACACCAUGCUCUACACGCCCUUCUUCAUGAGGAAAGAGGUCAUGCAGGAAGUGGCCCAGCUCAGCCAGUUUGACGAAGAGCUCUACAAGGUCAUCGGUAAAAGCAGUGAGAAGUCAGACGACAGCUCCGUAGAUGAGAAGUACCUCAUCGCCACCUCGGAGCAGCCCAUCGCAGCCUUCCUGAGGGACGAGUGGCUCAAACCCGAGGACCUGCCCAUCCGCUACGCCGGCUUCUCCACCUGCUUCAGACAGGAAGUGGGCUCCCAUGGCCGAGACACCCGCGGGAUCUUCAGGGUGCACCAGUUUGAGAAGAUUGAGCAGUUUGUCUAUGCCUCCCCACAUGAUGGCAAAUCAUGGGAGAUGUUUGAUGAGAUGAUCGGGACGGCAGAAGAGUUCUACCAGUCACUAGGAAUCCCUUACCGCAUCGUCAACAUCGUCUCCGGUGCCCUAAACCAUGCAGCCAGUAAGAAGCUGGAUCUGGAGGCCUGGUUCCCUGGCUCCGGAGCCUUCAGAGAGCUGGUCUCCUGCUCAAACUGCACCGACUACCAGGCCAGACGCCUCCGCAUCCGCUACGGACAGACCAAGAAGAUGAUGGACAAGGCUGACUUUGUGCACAUGUUGAACGCGACCAUGUGCGCCACCACUCGUGUGAUGUGUGCCAUCUUGGAGAAUUACCAGACAGAAGAGGGCAUCGUUAUUCCAGAGAAGCUCAGGGACUUCAUGCCUCCUGGUUUGACAGAGAUGAUUAAGUUUGUGAAGCCCGCUCCCAUUGACGAGGAGAUGUCCAAGAAAUCAAAGAAACAGCAGGAGGGAGGCAAGAAGAAGAAGAAGCAGGGAGGAGGAGGAGACCAGAACCUGCCCGGCGACAUGGAGAACAUGUCCGUCAACGACUCGUAGACCUGCAGGACGCCACCACCGAGUCUCUCCACCAACCGAUCAGAUAGACCCUGAUUGAAUAGAGCCUCAUGUGUCAUGAUUGGGGGUCAGCUUUUUGGUUUAGUCACUUUGUUAAUGAAAACGGGCUCUUUCCCAUGUGUUUCUAUCUGAACGGACGGUGUUGUUCAUCUCAGCUGUUCUUCCCAUAUUCACAUUAAGUCCAUUGAAAAAGGGAUCUUUCUGUGCUCUCAUCUGCAGUUACCUUCAGAGUAAACUGACCACCUGUCUGUCUGUCUGUCUGUCUGUCUGUCUGUCUGUCUGUCUUUUUCUCACAUCUGCAGCAACACUGAGCCUAAAACAAACAGAUACGACUACUUGAGCUAAAUAAACCAAACAUGUUUGUCUCUAGGGAUCUGUAAUUGGAAUUAAAAGGCUAAAAGGUUAUUUUUUCUACAGCUGAUAUCUUCAUUCAUCUAAUUUUUGUCGAGAACAAAUUCUGCGGUUAAACGUGAUUUAUUACUUCAUGUUUGAAAUGGUUUAAAGUUGAUCUAACUUCUAUUAUUCAGAAAUCAGUGUUGUUAACAUGACGAAGUGUUUGAACUGUCUGUUUUGGGCUUGUCUUUAUAUCUUUUCUGACCACAAUCACCAUCUCCGACCAUCAUUGUAAUGCUUUUCACUGGCUUAUGAUUGAGACAUUGACAUUGGAUGAUCUCGCUAAUAUACAAAUAUAUAUAUAUGAUUGAGCAUUGAUGAAGUGGCACUCUGUAAACACAUUAAAUACAGUUGAUAUGGAAA
Molecule: messenger RNA, 2358 nt
Organism: Centropristis striata (black sea bass)
Lineage: Eukaryota; Metazoa; Chordata; Actinopteri; Perciformes; Serranidae
Gene: sars1
Product: seryl-tRNA synthetase 1
Exons: 11
Coding region: 31-1584 (517 amino acids)
Biological process (GO): seryl-tRNA aminoacylation
Cellular component (GO): cytosol
Molecular function (GO): serine-tRNA ligase activity; ATP binding; tRNA binding
Source: RefSeq, a predicted model, not a curated record